UCCCCCUCUGGUUCUCCAGGCCAUGACGUCAGUCCAAGGAAGGGGAUAAAGGGAAGAUCCUAAAGCAUCAGAAGAUCAGGCUGCUGCCUGCAGGAGCUGGGGACAUCAUCUCACUGACCUACAGCUGAAACCACCUCCUUCCCAUUCUCACCGCACAGAAUUCCAUUGCAAAGCCAUGCCACAGAAUGUGCUUCUCCCUGGGCCUGCUCCCUGGGGAUUCAGACUUACUGGGGGCAUUGAUUUCAAUCAGCCUUUAGUCAUAUCUCGGAUAACACCAGGAAGCAAAUCUUCAGUGGCUAACCUGUGCCCUGGUGAUGUGAUCCUUGCAAUUGAUGGCUUCAGCACAGAGACAAUGACCCAUGCAGAGGCACAAGACAGGAUUAAAGCAGCUACAGAUCAACUGUGCCUGAAAAUUGACAGGGCAGAAACAAGGAUUUGGUCACCCCAGGUCUGUGAAGAUGGGAAAUCACAUCCUUUUAAAAUAAAUCUGGAAGCUGAACCACAGGAUCUGGGAUACUUUGAGCACAAGCACAAUAUCCGGCCUAAGCCUUUCAUACUGCCAGGCCGAAGCAGUGGAAGCAGCACACCUUCUGGUUUUGACCCUGGCAGUGGACGCAGCACCCCUUCCUCCGUGAGCACAGUGAGCACUAUAGACCCUGUUGAGCUGAAAGCUGCUUCUAGGAUUGCACCUAACAUUCCCUUGGAAAUGGAGCUUCCCGGUGUGAAGAUAGUCCAUGCCCAGUUCAAUACCCCCAUGCAGCUGUAUUCUGAUGACAAUGUUAUGGAAAGUUUACAAGGGCAGGUUUCAACCAUCCUAGGAGAGGCGACCCCAAUGAGCGACCCAGUCCCUGUUCCUCAGUCAGAUGUAUACAAGCUUCUGCAUGAUGAUACAGAACAUCCCAGCAAGCCCAGGCAGUCUGGCUCAUUUAAAAUACUGCAGGACAUGGUCGACGAGGACCCUGAUCGCCCAUCAGGCAUCAGAAGCGUUAGAGCCCCAGUGACCAAACCAAACACAGGAGCGGCUGCUGUGCAGAAAGUGCCUGUUUGCGAUCGCUGUGGAAAUGGCAUAGUGGGCACAGUUGUGAAGGCGAAAGACAAAUUGCGCCACCCGGAUUGCUUUGUGUGCACGGACUGCAAUCUAAACUUGAAACAAAAAGGCUACUUUUUCGUAGAGGGCCAGCUGUACUGCGAGGCUCAUGCCAGAGCACGUAUGAGGCCACCAGAGGGAUAUGAUGCUGUCACCGUCUAUCAUUAAAUCAUUUAUUAGUGUCAAUAUGUAGGGCCAAGCUAUGAAAGAUUUUAAGAAAGCAAAGUCUCCCAGCACAUAAUAUGUGCAUUAUUAUUAUUUAAGCAAGCGACUCCUGUCAAAGAAUUAAAAUGGAGCCUGUGAUGUCAACUGAACAAAGUAAUUCCUGAUCAGAGGUUCCUGAUUGAGGUCUUCAUUAGAGAUUUUGUUUUGCUCAGCAUUUUUAUAAUUCUCCUGCUAAAUAUGUCAUGUUUUCAUCUAUAUAUUGGGUAGAUCAGAUUUUUAUCAUAUUAUAUUAGUGUGCUGGUGAGAAUGCAGGAAUUGGCUGUCCAUAUAUUGCAAUAUAUACAACCAAUAUAUAAUUUGCUAUACACGUACAUUGCAAACUGACUACGUAAAAGCCAUCCCUGGCCUACACUCAGGGUGAUGGUCAAGUUAAUUAUAUUGCGACAUGUAGACAAAUAAACCCUGUUUUUGCCAAAAUUACUUAAUAUCCUUUAACAUAUUAAUAUAGUGUAGCAGGUCAUUAUUCUGUUGCUUUAGGGAUACAUCCAUUUGUCACUAGAAGGAAGGCUUUGCUAUCAAUAUCAGAUCUUUGCUAGCCAUGGAUAACAAUUAGGAUAUAAAAAUGCUAAAAGUUAGAACAUCACACAAACUUAUUUUCAUGCAUUUCAUAGAAUACAUCUGUAUUGUAGUAACGGAGAGCACAAAACACAAUAUUGUACUUGAGAUUGUCCCUUGUGAGCUUUUGUCCACUAGUAUUAGUGAUGGCAUGACAAGCUCUUGGCUGUUACUGGGGGACAUCUUUCAUAGGCAACCUGCAUGUGGAGGGCCAUGAUCUUCCCAUGCCUGAGCUACAGUAUUUAACAGGGAGACAAAAGAAAAUAUUGCAGGAUAAGACAGGAGGCCUUUUGCAAACCUCACACUGUUAUCAUCAAUAACCAAGCCACCAAAUGUGGUUGAUAUGACAUCCUAUAAAAUCAUAUCAUUUAAAACAUAUGAAAAUUGUGCUAAAAGGGAUACUUCCAAAAAUACAAGAUGAACUGUAGCUCAUCGACACAAAUUGCUUUAUUGGUAGUCCUGCAGGGUAUCCUGUGUUGAUACCCUAAUCGAAUUGCUCAAAGAAGGUUGGUGUGAUUUUGGAUACACAUUUCCCCAAUAAAAGUUAUUUUUUUUAGUCUCAAACUACAGCUGUGGGUUUGUCCUGCACUCCAACCUUCUUAAAGGGAUACUGUCAUGGGAAUUUUUUUUAAAUGUCAGUAAAUAGUGCUGCUCCAUCAGAAUUCUGCGCUGAAAUUAAUGUUUAAAAGAGCAAUGAGAUGUUUUUAAACUUAAUUCUGACAUGGGGCUAGACAUAUUGUCAGUUUCCCAGCUGCCCCCAGUCAUGUGACAAAUGCUCUGAUAAACUUCAGUCACUCUUUACUGCUGUACUGCAAGUUGGCAUGUCCUCACCCCUCUCCCUUUCACCCCCAAUAGCCUAACAAAAGAACAAUGGGAAGGUAACCAGAUAACAGCUCCCUAACACAAGAUAACAGCUGCCUGGUAGAUCUAAGAAAAGCGCUCAAUAGUAAAAUCCAGGUUCCACUGGCGGGGCUGGAUUCCUCGGGCGGGCGCCCCUAGGCUGCGCGGUCCAACCGCCCGCACUCCCCCACCCCUGCCAUAAGCACCAGCAAAAGGGGAUGCACAGGUCCGCAUAAUGCAGUUGGGCGGCAUGCCGCCCCUUAUUUUUUGCCGCCCUAGCCCGGAGCCUAGGGCGGGGGCAUUUUAUAUUGUAGAGUGAAUUAUUUGCAGUGUAAACAGUAUAAUUUAGAAAUAAAAACUACAUCAUAAAAAUCAUGACUGAAUCCCUUUAAGAAGAACAAAGGUACUGGUGGACUUAAAUAUUUUACUUUGUACUUAAAACUGUACCUUUAUUACAACCAAUGAUGCCACUUUAUAUGUAAUAUUGACUUAUGCUUUGUGACUGCCAAUGUGUCAUUAGGUUAUUGGACUUACAAAGAGAAACAUAUUUUUAAAAUUGAAUAUUGUGUAAUAUUGUUAUUGGACAAUGUUAGAUAAUCUGUACACAUAAACUUUCACUGUGUUUGAAUUGCAAUAUGCACUGUAUUAACUGUAUCUGUUCUAAUUAAGUUAAUGCUUACAUUAUUUGCAUAGCCUUUCUAGGCUCCCAGCCAUUGCAAAUGAACAUCUAUUAUUUUGUUACAUAAUGGGGGGAAAAAUCUACAAAAAUAAAACUUCUUUGAUAAUGUG
This is a messenger RNA of Xenopus laevis (African clawed frog), 3496 nucleotides long. It is a transcript of the gene pdlim3.S, whose product is annotated as PDZ and LIM domain 3 S homeolog. Gene Ontology annotation, cellular component: filamentous actin; adherens junction; Z disc. The coding region runs from base 176 to 1255 and encodes 359 amino acids. Gene Ontology annotation, molecular function: actin binding; muscle alpha-actinin binding. The transcript is spliced from 8 exons. Gene Ontology annotation, biological process: heart development; actin cytoskeleton organization; muscle structure development. Lineage: Eukaryota; Metazoa; Chordata; Amphibia; Anura; Pipidae. The record is from RefSeq and is a predicted model, not a curated record.